AGGACUUCCGCUGCGGACCACCGUAUCUGCACUGUGAUUGGUUGAAAUAUUAACCACGCGGAAAAACGUUUCACAGAGGGAAUUUUUCAAAUCGAGAAGAGGAGGCGCUCUGUGUUCAGUGGAGAGGAGAUUAACAACACAAACAAUGCAGAGACCAAACAAAGGGAAGACUCCUCGGAGGCCAGGCCCAAAAAAGGCAUCCAACAUAGAGAAAGAUCCUGUUGGAGUAUAUUGCCGUAUACGUCCACUUGGAGCAGAAGAUGAGGAAUGUUGUGUGGAGAUGAUCAGCAGCUCCACUAUUCAGCUACAUGCUCCUGAUGGCCUUAAAGCCAACCGCAAUGGGGAAUACAAAGAGACACAGUACUCCUUUAAAAAAGUAUUUGGUAUUAAUACUACUCAAAUGGAGCUGUUUGAGGAUGUUGCCAAGCCUCUGAUCGAGGACCUUAUUCAUUGUAAAAAUGGUCUGCUGUUUACAUAUGGUGUUACUGGAAGUGGUAAGACCUUCACCAUGACCGGCUCUCCUGGGGAAGGUGGACUCCUCCCCCGCUGUCUAGACAUGCUCUUCAACAGCAUCGACCCUGUUCAGGCCAAAAGAUUUGUGUUCAAACCCGAUGACAAAAAUGGGAUGGAGAUCCAGGGUCAAGUUGAUGCUCUCCUGGAGAGACAGAAGCGAGACAGUCAGCAGUCAGUGCCCAGAACGCCAUCCUCCAGACUGAAGGCUGACCCAGAGUGCGCAGAUAUGAUCAGCUCAGAGGAGGCGUGUAAAUCUGAGAAUGUGGAUGAAGACUGCUGUUACAGCGUUUUUGUGUCCUACAUCGAGGUCUACAACAACUACAUCUAUGAUCUCCUCGAAGAUGCUCCUUUUGACCCAAUCAGACCCAAACCGCCCCAAUCUAAGAUUCUCCGGGAAGAUCAGAAUCAUAAUAUGUAUGUGGCUGGCUGCACAGAAGUUGAGGUCAAAUCUACAGAGGAGGCUUUUGGGGUUUUUUGGAAGGGGCAAAAGAAAAGGAGGAUAGCCAACACACAACUUAACCGUGAAUCCAGUCGCUCACACAGUGUAUUCACAGUAAAGCUUGCCCAGGCACCACUUGAUGCUGAUGGGGACCACAUUCUACAGGACAAAAACCAGGUGAAUGUGAGCCAGCUGUGUCUGGUUGACCUGGCAGGCAGUGAACGCACCAGCAGAACCAGAGCAGAGGGAAGCCGUCUCCGUGAAGCAGGUAAUAUUAACCAGUCCUUGAUGACACUGCGCACAUGUAUGGAAGUCCUACGUGAAAAUCAGAUGUGUGGAACUAAUAAGAUGGUGCCAUACAGGGACUCUAAAGUUACACAUCUGUUUAAAAACUACUUUGAUGGAGAAGGAAAAGUCAGGAUGAUUGUGUGUGUCAACCCGAAGGCUGAUGAUUAUGACGAAACUAUGCUGGUGAUGCGCUUUGCAGAGAUGACCCAGGAGGUGGAGGUGGCACGGCCAGUUGACCGGACAAUUUGUGCCCUUGCUGCAGGACGCAGGCACAGAAACCGUGCCUUCAGGGAUGAGCUGUCACGUCGCCUGGAAGAGCAAGGAGGUCCCAGUAAUGCCUUAGAUGACCCAGCUCUGCUGAAUCAGCUGAUGGAAAGCAUUCCAGCCAUGCCUCGUUGUGAGCUGGUGGACCCAGCUGAUGAUCAGACGUUGCCCCGCCUGAUUGACGUCCUGGAAAGGAGGCAUCGUGUCCGUCAGAUGUUGGCCGAGCAGUUCAACAAAACUGCCAGUACACUGAAGUCUAUGAUUGAGCAGUUUGACAGUCAACUCAAUGCAAAGGAGAUGCUCCUCCAUGAUCAGCGAAGCAAACUGAGCGAGAAAGAAAAAUUCAUCAUCAACCAGAGGACCGAGCUAGAGCGAUUAGAGAAAAAAUCCCAAACCCUGGAAUACAAGGUCGAUAUCCUGCAGAAGACAACAAACAUGUAUGAACAUGACAAGCGCUCACUUCAGCAUGAGCUGGAGACCCGGGAGCAACGGCUACAGAGAGAGCUAUCAGAGAGGAGGCGCAUGGAGCAGCAAAUGCAUGGCAUGGUCACAGACACCAAACUCAAGUGGGAGAAGGAGUGUGAGAGGCGAGUGAACGCCAAGCAGCUGGAGAUGCAGAACAAGUUGUGGGUGAAGGAUGAAAAGUUGAAACAGCUCAAGGCCAUUGUUACAGAGAGCAGUGGCUGUGGCAGCGAUGGGUUUCCCACCGAGCGCCCAGAGAAACCUGAGAGGCCCUCAAGGCAGAGAGAUCACGGAACGGGCCAGAAGAGGUCUGCCUCGCCAUCACCACUUCAUGACGUCAGCCAAACUCCCUCCCACCAAAAUCGAGCCAAUGUUAGGGCAGUUCAGGAUGCUUACCACACUUCCACCACCUCCUCCUCAGCUUAUCCCUCAGUAGCCUCCUGCAUCUCUGAUUGGGAGCACAAGUUCCCUGUAGACUCAAGCAGCCAAGCUAGGAGCCGGACUCCCGCCCAAUGCCACGGCACCAGCAGCGUGGGUCGCAGGAGAGGCCAGCGAUUGGCCACAGACACUGGUGCCCCUGCUACGACUCUUGUCUAUGGGCUCGACCUAGAGGCAGGCACAAGGACGGCCCCUCCGGUUCAUCCAACGCACAGGCGCUCACACUCUGCGGGUGGGGAGAAAUGGGUAGACCACAAACCAGCCUCUAAUUUGGACCUAGAUACUGUCAUGCAGCCAAUCAUUCCCAAUGCAAUCAAGGUGUCGACCCCAAACGAGAAAGCUCUGUCUAAAUGCCACAAGUAUGUGCUUAGACAUCAAGAGCUUGCCUCAGACGGGGAAAUCGAGACCAAAUUGAUCAAGGGCAAUGUUUUUAAGACCAGAGGCGGAGGACAAGCUGUGCAAUUCACUGACAUUGAGACACUAACACAAGAGUGCCCAACAGCAAGUCGCAAGAGGCGCUCAGGAUCUGGAGAAGGAGCAGCUCAAAUGGAGGACAUAGAAAACAGGCCUCCAGUGGCAAGCACAAGUUCAAGCCUUUGGUAUCAAAAACGCAGAAAGCCUUAAGUUUGCUGUACAUAUGAAGGAACUUUUUUUCCUCUUGAAAAUAUGUAAGAUUUUGCCUUACUUUUGGAAUAGUGAAGGGACCGCCAGUGAAACUAUGCAUCUUUUUGAGAGUCAGGGCAUUUUUCUUUCAUGAUGAUCUUCUUACAAAUUAUUAGAGUGCAAAUUUAAUUUAAUUAUUGCCAAAAUGAUUGACUAAACAAUGUAAGAUAUAUCCAUUGUAAUUUGCUGGAUUUGUGUCCUUUUUUCUUUUUGAAUGCUAGAAAUAUUACCGCAACAUGGAUAUGUUAAAUAGCUCAACAUAAAUGUUUUGUGAUAAAUGUAUUGUUUUAUUACAUAAUUUUGUCACAGCCUUUUUUUUGCUACCCAAAGACUAGAAUAUUUGAGCUUUUGAGCAAUAGAACAUGUUUAUUACUUUUACUUUAUGGCAUUGCUUGCCAUUUUUUUCAAGGGUUUUUCCAUUUAUUGGAUGUUAAACUGAGCAUAUGGCUGAUUACAAAAAAUAAAAAUAGAGUAAAGAACAUAGUUAUUUUAGAAUUACAAUGUGUAGACCGUAAAUAGAGCUGCUAAGUAGGUUUUGCUGUAAUCAAUCUGACUAACUAAAUAAGUAUUAUGAAGCUUUUUUUUACUUCAGUUUAUUGAAACAACUCCUGAGAUGUGUAACACAAUACCAUUUUUGCUGGCAUUAAAAUUAUUCAAACACCAA
Molecule: messenger RNA, 3731 nt
Organism: Sander lucioperca (pikeperch)
Lineage: Eukaryota; Metazoa; Chordata; Actinopteri; Perciformes; Percidae
Product: kinesin-like protein KIF23
Exons: 23
Coding region: 146-3028 (960 amino acids)
Biological process (GO): microtubule-based movement
Cellular component (GO): microtubule; kinesin complex; nucleus
Molecular function (GO): ATP hydrolysis activity; microtubule binding; microtubule motor activity
Source: RefSeq, a predicted model, not a curated record